This is a messenger RNA of Amyelois transitella, 3930 nucleotides long. Its product is annotated as GTP-binding protein Di-Ras2. Gene Ontology annotation, molecular function: GDP binding; GTP binding; GTPase activity. Gene Ontology annotation, biological process: signal transduction. Lineage: Eukaryota; Metazoa; Arthropoda; Insecta; Lepidoptera; Pyralidae. Gene Ontology annotation, cellular component: plasma membrane. Bases 281 to 910 code for a protein of 209 amino acids. The transcript has 4 exons. The record is from RefSeq and is a predicted model, not a curated record.
AAGUUGCAAAUUGUCAUCUUUUUGUGCGAUUGUAUUUCGUGUCCUAGAUUAUUUCGAUCUUUUUUGAUUUAUUGGGCGUACUACGCCCGUAAAAUACAGAAUUAAUAAAAUAAUGUUUUGUAAAUUCUACAAUAAAAUUGUAUAAUACGUCAUUAAUUUACCACAUUAAGCCUAUAUUUGUAAAUAUAAAAAAUGCAGUAGAUGUGCUCUUAAAAAUACAACAAUAGCGUCUUCAAACAAAUUGAUUACUUUAAUUCAAAACGAUACACAGGGUUACGGUAUGCCGGAGCAAAGUAAUGAUUAUCGUGUUGUUGUAUUUGGAGCAGGCGGUGUAGGCAAAAGUUCUCUGGUGCUACGUUUUGUUAAGGGGACAUUCAGAGAAUCGUACAUUCCUACCAUUGAAGACACUUAUAGACAGGUGAUCAGCAGCAACAAAACUAUAUGCACUUUACAAAUAACUGACACAACAGGAUCCCAUCAGUUUCCAGCUAUGCAAAGAUUGUCAAUAAGCAAGGGCCAUGCUUUCAUAUUAGUUUAUUCUGUGAGCAGUCGACAGUCUCUUGAGGAGUUAAAACCAAUUUGGCAAACAAUAAAAGAAAUAAAAGGUGGGGAGUUGCCAAACAUCCCAGUCAUGUUGGCCGGCAACAAAUGUGAUGAGAGCCCGGAGAUCCGAGAGGUGUCUGCUUCGGAGGGACAAGCACAGGCUCAGGCGUGGGGUGUAUCAUUCAUGGAGACAUCUGCCAAAACUAAUCACAAUGUUACACAGCUUUUCCAGGAGCUGUUAAACAUGGAAAAGAACAGAAAUGUUUCUCUUCAAGUAGAUGGUAAGGGUAAGAAGAAGAAAGAUAAGGUAGUAAAAGAUGGUGGCGAAGCCUCUGCGAGCGGUAGGGAGAAAUGUCUCGUAAUGUAAUAUGAGAAUCCUUAUUUCAUCUUAACCCACCGAGUUUGUAGAAAUUACAGAUUCUAGUCAUAAUCCAAGUCCCUGGUGAAUUAUUGCACGGAAUUAGUUUUAAGUGUAAUACAUUAUAAUGCAUUAAAAAUUAAUAAUAAUGUAGUACCUAAUGUAAUUAUGCCUUUUAAAAAUUAAUUUCCAUUGUAAUGGAGCUUGAGAAGUCACUAAAUGCAUAUUUUGCUAUUUAUAAGGGAUUAUUAAGUUAUUUACACUAGUUACAUAAUGUUGACUGAUGCGACUUUUAUAGUUGGAACGAUUUCCGAAUAAUGUUAGUGAAAAUACAACGAAACGAAGUCUGUAGGACUUACUGUUAAUUAAUCAUUUAUAUUCAGGUUUUAAUGAAGCAAUGUUAACAUUUAUCAAUUUUUACAUUCCUAAUGCGUUAAAAUGACAACUGUAGGAUGUAUCUAUGAAUCUUUUGAAUUUUAAAUUUAGCAAUUGUGGUUACCAUUGUUCUAAUGGCUUGAUAAAUUAAAAAAAAAACUCGUUUUGUCAUUCCUUGUUUUGUCAUUCCAUUUGUGAUACGUUAUUAUAUUGUGCAAUUAAUCUUAAUUACGACACCACAUAUUGUUGAUAUUCGUUAGUCAAAUCCCAACAAUUAUAAUAUAGACCAUUAGUAAUUACACAAUCUAUCACUUUACUGAAAAGAUAUGUGAUGGCACGGCACCCAAAUGCGAUGAUUAAUGAUUUGAAUGCAGCAAAAAAUUUUGGAGUAGUUAAUUAAAAACCAAUAAGAUUUUUGCCACAUUAAUUUCUUAAGUGAAGUUAGAUAACGAUAUAGUGGGAAAUAUAAACCUGUGCCAAAUGUAGCCAUGUUUACUAUAAUGGCAAAUAAUAAUGGUACCUAUAUAAAUAUUUUAUCCAUUAGAAAAUUUUGCUUUACAUUUCAUAGGUACAGAAUCUAUCAAACGCAAGUAAUAAUCUAUAGCGUGAUUUUGUCCUGGAGAAAUUUUCUAUAUCAUGUUAUUUGGUAGAGUCAGCCACAAAUAACUGUUUUACUCAAAUGUUACUUUGAUGUUGUAUCUUACUACUCGUGAGAAGCACUUGUUGUCAACGAAAAAGAAUAAGUUUUGUGUCUGACUUUACUUUCUAGUCAUUUUAACUAGUCAUUAUACUAAAAAGUAGCCAUUGCUAGUAUUUAAUGCACUUUAUUUAAUUAAUAUCAUUCACUACAUAUCCAAUUAGAUUUGACCAUAUUAUUAAAUUUUAUCUAGUCAGUAAAUUAUCAUGUUACGUACCUAUUCGACAUUAAAUUUAAUUAUCGGAAUAAUGUUAAAUCUGCAUCUUAGUUUUAUAUAUAUAGAUUUUAUGACCCUUUUUUGAUGCUUGUUUUAAGUAGAUAAAUCAUAGUACCUUUCUUUUUUAAAAUUCAUAUUUAUUUUUCUAUAUAAAUACAUGUGUUUUUUUUGAAAAAUAAUUCUUUAAUUCAAUAUUUAUUAACUCUGUCAUUGUUGCACCUUUGAUAGUAUUUAAGAAAAAGUACCUAUUCUGGUGUGUUCAAUUGUAAAAAGCACUCUAAAAUCACUGUACGAGUAGAAACAUUAUCAUAAAUUAGUUACUAUAUAAACCAAUUUGUGAAUAACUUUUUUAAUUAAAAACACAGGCAAUUAGGAGAUAACAUUACCUUAUAAACAACACUAACAAAGUUUUACUACAUCAAGAAGGCAGUUAACAAGUUAUUUAUUUUUUCAUGUAGUAAAAGGGUGCAGAAUCUUGUUAUUUUCUUGAUUUGAAAUAAAUACAAUGAGGGAAUAUUGCUUAUUGGCACUGUGUCUAAACUGUAAAUUAUGACAAAGUUGUUGAAAAUCUGAAUUGUUAAAGCUGGACCAAGUUGUUUGAUGUUUUUAAUGUAAUAACAUAGGAAAUUAACGUUGUAUGGCAUGUGUUGCCGAUACGUUACAUUUCUCACACUAACUAUCUCUCUUUCUUCGAAUCUUAUUAAAACUACUUAAAUAACAUUUACCUCCCUUUAUAGCUAACUUGUUCAUAAAGUACCUAUACCUUUAUUCUUCAAAUGGUGCCCAUACUAUAACAUGGCAAUAACAUUAUACUUAGGUAAUAAUAGUAAUUACAAAACCUGGUGGUUUGCGUGAUUAGUCAUUUGAAAUAUUCUCGCGUGCCUUUUGAGCAUUGUUACUUUUGCAAGAAUCUUGACAAAUGUAGCUGACCAGAAUCGCUGCGAUACCAACGCAUGUUGCGAGUGCUCUCCGGUAUGCAUCGCUUGCAAGUGAGAAAUUGUACCUAUUUCUGAUUUACUAAAAUCGCUAGAAUGAUUAAUAUUUAGUAUCGAUAAACGAAGUAGUUAUAAUAGAGCGGCGUCAAUAAGUUUAGGGUCUAGAAUAACAUAAUUACAGCUUUUUAUUUAUGCGUCUUGCUUUCUUUUCCUUAACCUCGAUAGAUGAUUUAUUCAAAUAGUUGCUGUAGGUUCUUAGUGUAGAUUUAGGUACCACCCAUUUAUUUAGCGUACCAACUGUAGUUUAUAAUCCGUCUGAUUUUAUAGCGUAGCUGAUACUUGUCACAAUUUAUUAUAGCGCCUACAAAUUCUAAUAUCAAAACUGGCAGUUAUACCUACGUGUAAAAUACUUACAUUGUCACUAAGUUGUAAGAAAACUACCAAUUUUACUUUUAUGACCUCAAUUUUCUGUAUGUUUGUUAAUAUUUUUCCACUGAUGUGAAGUUCCAGUUGUUUUACCAAUCGGCGAUGGCGGGUCUCAAGACAGUCCAUAGGAAUCAUCGAACAAAAUGUAAUAACUAAAGUUUAAUGAAAGAAGAAUCUGCCAUGGUUAUGACAUGACUUCAUAGGCAAGUACAGUGGGCCACAUAGAAAAAGUAUAGUACUUUACCACUAUAAACUUUCUAUGUAGCCCACUGCGCUAUUGAUACUGCCAAUGGCAACAUUACAACAAGUAAGAUGUGGUAAUUAAGCAUAGACUCGCCUCGUUCUUUGUUUUUAACUUAGUUCAAGCGCAACUGGUCAC